Molecule: messenger RNA, 2001 nt
Organism: Aspergillus nidulans FGSC A4
Lineage: Eukaryota; Fungi; Ascomycota; Eurotiomycetes; Eurotiales; Aspergillaceae
Exons: 9
Coding region: 1-2001 (666 amino acids)
Biological process (GO): amino acid transport; transmembrane transport
Cellular component (GO): membrane
Source: RefSeq, a predicted model, not a curated record
AUGGCAUCGAAUAACACCCACGGUAACGACGAAUAUGCGCUCAACAAGCUCGAUGAUCUCACUUGGUUGCCGCGUGAUUGGCAGCCCUCCGCUGGCUUGGGUGAUACCUUGCGUGUGCCUGAAACCUCCAGCGCGCAGCCGGAUUCGAUGCGCUCCAGCUCCCCCGGCCUCUCGGACAGUGUGCCUGGGGCCCAAGGCGAGCAGGACGAUAACAAUAUGGAAGACAUCAUUAUUACAAACCAUGAGAGGGAUCGCGUGAAACGGCGACUUCGAGGAAUCCAUGUCUUUAUGAUUACUCUCAGUGGAGUUCUUGGAGCGGGCCUAUACAUACGGAGUGGUACAGUUCUGCGCAUUGGAGGGCCGGGCGCUGUGCUGAUUGCAUUUACGGCGAUGGGACUCCUUGCUUGGACAGUCAUGCAAUGUCUGGGCGAAUUGCUUGCGCUGUGGCCCAUCUCUGGUGCGCUGGUCGAGUUCGUGGCCAAGUUCGUCGAUGAGGAUCUGGGAACCGCCGUUGGAAUCGCGUACUGGUUCACGUACUCAAUCAAUUUUGCCGCCUUGAUUGUCGCCGCCGCUGGAGUGCUUGACUUCUGGGAUCCUGGCAAAGCGAUUCAGGGGACAAUCAUGUUUUUCGUGGUGCCGCUGUUCCUUGUCCUUUUGAAUAGCUUUGGCGUGCAGGUAAUGCAACUGAUUCUGCAAUUCGUUGAUGUUUGGCUAAUGAGCCAGAUCUAUGGGUUAACGGAGGUCAUUGGCGGCUCGAUCAAGAUCUUGGGAGUAUUGGUUGUGAUCUCGUGUAUGAUCACUAUUAACGUAGGGGGUAUAGCUGGAGAGGGAGGGCAUAUUGGUACUUUUACUCCUGAACUUGUCCAGGAAGUGCUGCAGAUUAACGGGAACAGUUACGCCUUUUCGAUCGCUGCUUUCGCCUAUGUUGGCGUCGAUAUCACGGCAGCAACCGCUCUCGAAGCACGCCCAGAUAAACGUCACUCUCGAGACACGGCGGCAGAUGUGCUUAAGGGCCGUUGGCCCUAUAUUUCGGUCCGCUUCGUCGCCACGUGGACCAGUUUCCUGGUAUGGAUAAUAUACUUCAUUGCUGGAUUCCUCAUGAGUCUGAAUGUGGAAUGGAACGACGAGAACCUCCCGCGACUGUCUUGGCUAGGAUCGCCCAGCGACAAAGGGGGCAAAUUCAAGACGGACUCUGGUUUCGUAAUCAGUGCAGUGAUGUCUGGGAUUCCCGGGCUGGCAGACAUGAUCACGGCCAUCAUCUUCGUCACUGCUGUGUUCUCGGCGAACACCAACCUCUACGUUGCGUCUCGGACACUGUUCGGCUUGACGCGAAGGAUACAAGGCGAUGGGUGGCGCUUUUUUGCGUUCUUCGGAAAAACGAAUAACUACCAGGUUCCUGUUCGUGCGAUGCUCCUCUCUCUGGUUUUCAUGUGGGUGCCGUUUCUGUACUUAUCGCCGCAUAACUCGGCAGAUACCACGAUAUCCAGCCUGCUCGAAGUUUUGUCGCAGAUGGGCUCUGUCAGCUGCAUUAUAGUCUGGGCGUGCGAAUGUUGGGCCUUCAUCCGUUUCUACAAUUGUUUGUACCGUCACAGAGAUGAACUCAAUGCAUCCCCUCAGUUCGCCCGCCUCCGCCGAUUUCCAAGCCAAGGCAGUGAAGAUCUGUAUCCAUGGCGCUCGCACGGCCAGCCGGUUACGAUGUAUCUUGCAUUAUUCGGGUGUGUGUUCAUCCUGGCCGUUGCGGACGGCGCAGCACUGUGGCACAACUGGGUCACACCGCGCUUCCUGUCUGCCUAUUUAUCGAUUCUCUGCUUCAUCCCGCUCUGGCUAGGAAUCAAGUAUUAUAACAAUUGGGGAAGUGUUCAAUGGCGACUGGAAGACCUGUCUAAUUUUGCCUUGGUUAGGAGGAAGCUUGAAGAGCUAGAUGAGAUCCAUGACUUGGCUACAUCGAAAGACGAUGAAGUGCAGGAGAAGGGAUGGGGAAAUUUAUGGGGGUUUAUGUAG